Messenger RNA from Octopus bimaculoides (California two-spot octopus), 2199 nucleotides. RefSeq lists its product as uncharacterized. NCBI's taxonomy places the organism in Eukaryota, Metazoa, Mollusca, Cephalopoda, Octopoda, Octopodidae. The record is from RefSeq and is a predicted model, not a curated record.
CAUCAGUCAACGUCUAAAAGAUCAUCCCAAUUUCGGGCCAUAAAUGUUGAUAUUAUUCACUUUUGGUGGCAUCAAUGGUGAAAAGCCACUGGGAGUAGCUAAUAAAUGUACAGUACAGUGACGGGGAUAUAUGAAUAUAUAAAAUUCCAGGCAAUUCAUUAAAAUAGUGUGAAGCUUAUUCCAUCUGCACAUGUCUCUCGAUCGACAAACAUUAUUGCUAACGAUUAAAACGAAACUUAGAUUAAACUUGUAACAUUCCGAUACAUUAAAGAAAAUUUCCCAGCAUUUUAACACGUGACUUAACAGUUGUCAUUUAUAAAUAUUAUUUUUUGUAAUAAGAACGUGGGCAGUUAUGUUAAUGUGUAAGUUACUAAUUACAUUUCGGUAAAAUUUACCACUCCAAAACCAAUGACAAUACUAUAAAACAAAAAUACAGUUUAACUCCAAUAGUUCUGCUAACAUUUUCGCGGUAACGUUGCACUUUGAAACAAUUCGGUAAUUUCCGUUGUCAAAUUGUCAUUUGACGGUCUUUCUUGGUGCGGGAAUUUUUACAUGAUGUCAAAGAAACCUUACUUCACCGAUGGAAUUCCCAGCAAAAUACAUUUGGUGCAAGCAUUAGUGAAUCCAAAGGAAUAUAAGGAUAGACGCCUCAGCCAUGGAGCUAUUCUACAUAUAGGAACUUUGGACAAGGACCAAUCCUUUGGUUCCACUUUGGAUAAUCGGCGUGAAACUAUUGGUUCUUCAAAAAUAGGUUCUUUUGUCUCAAGCAGCUCUAAUUAUAAUAGAAGACAUACAAUAGUGCCAACAAAAGCAUAUGAAAUUCGCCAUAAAAUUGCAACUGGAGCACUUUUCUCUCAGAACAGUUAUGAAUCUAGUAAGGAUAGAAUUGCCACACCUUCACGUCGCCGAGACACUGAUCUGUCUAAUUGUGAUAAACGGCAGUGCAAGAAUUGUGAUUCUUCUAAAGAAAACAGGAGACCCGUUGAAAUUUUAUACAACAGUUGUCAUUUGAAGAAUCCUACAUCUGUUUGUGAUUCUGAUUUUCCAAAUGAUAAACCUAUUUCUAAAUUGGAAGCCUCUCAUUGUUUGAGUGAUUCUUCAGGCAAAAUAUCUUGUAACAGGAAGCAGAGAGAAAGGUUGACAACAAAACAGCAGACUUGUGAAAAAUUAACACCAAAAUCUGAAAAAAAAGGUUCUAAUAUGCUUAAACCCUGUUGUCGUAGAAAUAUUUUCAAACCUGUUAACUGCAAUGAUGCAUCAUUUUCCUUGUUGGAUGAAGAUCAGCAAAAGACACGUUUCAAACAAAAAGAUUUAGAUAUGUUAUACAACAAUUACAUCCAAACCCUUUAUCUUGAUAAAAUGGUGCUGAAAGCAAUUCAGAAGAGAGAAGCUGAUGCGGCAGGGCAGAUUCAAGCUUUCCAUAACUUGAUUCAAUCUGAGUGUGAGAGAGGAUUAAAUUUAGAUAAGAAAAUGAAGGAAACACGUCAUCAUAAUUUGGUUAUGAAGUUUGGUAAACUUCAGAGAAGUGCAAUUUCCAAAGUAAAUGACUCCUUAUAUGAUAUGAAAUCAAAACAUCAUCAUUUGGCUGAAGUAUUGGAUAAGGCUUCUCAUCAGAUUGCUACAGAAGGAAUUUUUCAUCCAAAUGAUGAAUCCUACAUUGAUGAUUUGACAAAUAAUUUUGUAGAAACAGAAAAGCUUUUGGAGAAAAUAAAUGAUGUAACCGAAUCUAAGAUGCCAUCUUUGUCCUUGUACAAUUCCCAUUUGAAACAUUUAGUUGAAACAAUUUCCACAGAGAAAAUUGAAAUUGAGCAGAUAACUGAGUUGUUGGCAGCCAUUGAAUCUUUAACAAUACAACAAGCUUCACUGAGUUUCCAACAUUUAGAUGAAGAAAAAGAAGAAAUGAAUUCUAAACAGAUUUUAGAAUCUUAAAUAAUCAUUUGUAACUAUUUGAUUUAUAACAAAGGGUUUCAACAUGACAUAUCUUUUUUCUACCUCAAAUUCCUUUAAGCCAUUUUUUUUCAAUGUCUUAAAUAAAAUUGUAUAUAUUACUGUUUUUUUUUAAAAUAUGUAAUAUCUUAUCAUAUUUUUUCUUAACAUUUAAAUAAAGGAGAUGGAUUUUAUUUUGUUAAAGAUGAACCAAAUCUGUAUGGCAAAACAUUAAAUAAAAUCAGCAUUUUUGCAACAUCAUAUUGUAAUAUG